GGUGUAUCGAAUCUUAGCACCUGUUUUAUUGCCAUAAAAAACAAUUCUUAUGGAAACAUUCUGUGACAAUUCUAUUGUCAAGCUGCACUGAGUGAUUGUUUUUGACUGCCAGCAGGAGCGGCACCCGUGUCUGCAGAUUAGACCCAUAGACUCACAAAGAGACCCACAGACUCACCACAUAGCCCCAGAGUUAAUAUUUAACUCGGUAAAAAAAAGCGGCACUGCUGGGAAAUACGAACAAUCAAUAUGUUUACUGAUCGACAUUGCGGAAAGGUGCAGGGUUAACGCGAGAUCAUUGCCAAAGUCCAACACCACUGGGUGAGGACAAACCUAUCACGCUCACUGUGACCAUCGUUGGGCCAUCAGGGCUGGUUCUGCUCCUGCGAUUCGCUUUCUGCUUUCAUCGUCGUGCAAGAUCGCGUAGAGCACCAACCAUGCUGAAGGUCUCCCUCCUCUCCGUGCUGCUCCUCCUCCUCACACUGACCAUCGCCACUGCCAAUGGGAACUUUUUCUCACAGGCUGUGGGAGGUACCAGAGAUAUGGUGAGAGCCUACCAGGACAUGAAGGAGGCCAACUACAUAGGAGCGGACAAAUACUUCCACGCCCGCGGGAACUAUCAAGCAGCCCAAAGAGGGCCGGGUGGGCGUUUCGCUGCGGCCGUGAUCAGCAACGUCCGGGAGAUACUGCGACCCGGGAAGGACUCGGCUGCCGACCAGGAAGCCAACCGGCAUGGACGCAACGGGGGUGACCCCAACGUGUACCGGCCUAAGGGGCUCCCCGGGAAAUACUGAGCCCUGGCGAGCCUCAGAGCCGUGACCACUGUGACGACUCAACACACGUGAGUGUGACCUCCUGACCUCAUGGUGAAGGAGGCUGCGCUCACGUUUAGCUCGAAUUUUAAAACCAAUGAUUCAACUCGCACUCUGGGAGUUACUUAAAGCCUGUGUGUGGCUUUCUCUCCAUAACAUGUAUAUUUAGCAAAUUUUAUUAAUUAUUGAUAAUUAUAAUUGUCAUUCACAAUCCUUUGCCAAUUUACGGAUUUAGGACUUCCUCUACAGUGUCAGUCACGGAGGUUGUUUGACCGUACUUCAUCAUGCUGGUUAGCACCGAUUGGUAAAGGGGUGACUAGGAUCAAGUCUCCACGGUGGAGAGAUGUUAACAUCACCUGGUAUACAAG
Molecule: messenger RNA, 1177 nt
Organism: Petromyzon marinus (sea lamprey)
Lineage: Eukaryota; Metazoa; Chordata; Hyperoartia; Petromyzontiformes; Petromyzontidae
Product: serum amyloid A protein-like
Cellular component (GO): extracellular region
Source: RefSeq, a predicted model, not a curated record